AUGAGAAUCUUUAUAAUAGUUGGCUUGAUAGCGUUAAGCAAUUGUGUCUCAUUUAGUUUAACAUAAAGAUGUGCUUGCAGUGAAUAUAAAUAAACUCUAUGCGAAGCUUAUCCUUAUUGCGCUUGGAGUGGAACUGCCUGUGUUGACAUGGAUUGCACAUACUUAAAAUCAGCUGAUACAUGCACCGGACCAAAGUCAGGAUAUCAAUGUUCAUGGAAUGCUUCAUCAAGCAAAUGUGAAACCCACACAUAUACUUGUUCUGAAGUUACAGAAGAUGACUGCUCACAAAAGAUAUUUGGAUUUAAUUGUAUGUGGGUGAAUGACAAAUGCUAAGAUUUUUCAUGCUCAACUGCUACUUCUGCUGCAUGCGAUCCAUUCAAUUGUGCUAUGUUAGAUUCAUCUAGCACAUGCAGUGAGCCUAAAAGCGUUGAUUGUUCCUCAUUUUCAACCCAAGCUACUUGUAAUUAGUCAGAUGGAAAUGGUAAUAUGUGCUACAUGAACAACGACUCUGUUUGCACAUAAUAUGAUAUUUACUCUCAAAAUUGUGGUGAUUAUUCAAGCACAAAGGAAUAUUGUCAACAAAUGUGUACAUUUGUGGAUAGUUCAAAAACAUGUUAAGCAAAAAGUUGUGCAGAUUUUACAAAUUAGGAUGAUUGUAUCUUAUAAUUGGACUUGACAGCAUUGAAAGUUAUUCCAUGCACUUGGAGUGGUACAGCUUGUUAAGAAUCUACAGCUGCAGAUGUCGAAAAAUUGGAUAUAAUCUCAUGCAUGGUUGUAACAAUGUUAAACUAUAAAUGGUCAUUGGAUGACGGCAAAUGCACUGCAUGCACAUCAUUUACAACCAAUCCAUAGUUUUAAUAUUUAUAGGAUUAUAUGAACGGAAGCUAUGGUAUUCAAAUCGGAGCCAUUAUUGUUGGAUUAAGCUUAAUAUUCAAUUGA
Messenger RNA from Paramecium octaurelia, 939 nucleotides. Lineage: Eukaryota; Ciliophora; Oligohymenophorea; Peniculida; Parameciidae. The record is from the annotation of a GenBank genome assembly.